Messenger RNA from Megalopta genalis, 1878 nucleotides. Its product is annotated as type 1 phosphatidylinositol 4,5-bisphosphate 4-phosphatase. Gene Ontology annotation, cellular component: lysosomal membrane; late endosome membrane; plasma membrane. Lineage: Eukaryota; Metazoa; Arthropoda; Insecta; Hymenoptera; Halictidae. The record is from RefSeq and is a predicted model, not a curated record. Gene Ontology annotation, molecular function: phosphatidylinositol-4,5-bisphosphate 4-phosphatase activity. Gene Ontology annotation, biological process: phosphatidylinositol dephosphorylation.
AUCUCGUCCCGAGCAGAAACGAUCGAAUCGCUUUGAAGUGUGUCGGGACAGCGAUUGAUAAAGGCUGGUACUAUGUCCUCUGGAUAGAUUACACAGAUUUGCAUUAAAAAUUGUUGAUUUUUGUCUGGGAAAAAAGUGAAAAAGAAUAAUCUCAAAAUACGAUCACGUCAGAAACAUCACGAACUAUUGAAUAACAGUGCAGCCAACGUGCGAGGACGACAGAGCAUCUGCAGAAUUCCUAAACCAAUCUGUCGGAGGUCGCCGGUAUCUUAAUGCGGCUUGUAUCCGCUUAGUGAAACGGUUGCUGUUCUAGAAACAGACAAAGCCGCGGAGGGUGUCAGAAAAAUUUGUAUUUUGUCAUCCUUGUCAUCGGUGCACCGGGAGUACUGUCAAACACUACUUUAAAUAAAUUGUUGGGCGAUUAACGGCUCGACAUGGUAGAGGGCAAGGAGGGCGAGCGACAGCCGUUAUUAAGAAGGGAGCAUGAUAAUUACAGUUCACAUAGUUCUGAGUUCUUAGAUGAAAGCCUAGUGACGGUUAAUACUGUGUCCCCAAUUGGUCCCAAUGAAUUACCUCCACCCUAUGAAUCACUUAGUGGAAAUGGUCUGCCUAUGGUUACAUGUAGAGUUUGUCAAGCUAUGAUAGAUAUAUCUGGUAAAAGAGAUCAACAUGUUGUCAAAUGUUGUCGAUGCAACGAGGCUACACCUAUAAGAAACGCACCACCGGGAAAGAAAUAUGUUCGUUGUCCAUGUAAUUGUUUGUUAAUAUGUAAAAGCUCCUCACAACGUAUUGCAUGUCCAAGACCAAAUUGUAAACGUAUUAUUAAUCUCGCUCCAAGUCCAAUUACACCACCUGUUUUAUGUUUGCCUGGAAUGUGUAGAGUAUGCUGUGCUCACUGUCAUGAUACAUUCUUGUUUAACACGUUAAACAAUGCGUUGGCUCGAUGUCCACAUUGCCGAAAGAUAUCUUCCGUUGGACCAGACUUUGCUAGAGGUCGAGCUAUUGCAUUUUUAAUUGUUGGAAUCAUAGCCUUAAUAGUUGCGAUAGCUGUGACUGUUGGAACAUAUAUGUAUGCGAAAACUCAUGGUGGAAUUUACGUGGUUUAUGUCGGUGCAUUUUUAGCAGCACUUUUGUGCCUGGGACGCAGCAUUUAUUAUUUCACAAUGAAAAUUAGUUUGAUAGAAGGUCCUAUGUAGUCCUCUAAAUGACAAUCAGCAGUUAAUUCUUUGAAACCGAUUCCUUUAACAUCUAUGUCGUAUAAUAAUAUAUUUAGAUCAAAUGUUUAUAGUAAUGACAAAAAACAUACAAGUCCUGCUAAGAUCUAACUGGUAGAUAUAAACAUUCUUAUACACGUAUAUGCGGGUUUGUAUUGUAACAUCGCUCACUUACAAAUAUUCUCGCAUAUGCAUAUACGAAUAUACGUGUUACGGACGAAGAGAACGUGUGUCCGGUAUACGACACUCUCUCAUAUAAAAUAAUCUACCUAGAAUUGCUAGAUGGAAAUGGGGAUGUUCAUUUUAAACAAAAAGGAUUGUUCCUCUGCACUUUUAUGUAUAAAAGCACAGGACCAAUGCAACAGCCCCAUGGACUUGUUUUCAUAUUUGAAGAAAAAUAUACUAUAUAUGCUUUCUACAUCUACAGUAAACAUAUAAAAUGCACAUAGGUAUAAAUGUAAGUAAAUAAAAAAAGAACACAUGAAUACUAUUCCAAUCAUAAACAGCUAUACAUACAAUUAUAUAAAUUGCGUUUCUAACACUGUACUUGCGAUGUCGUUAAAGGAUUUUUUAUAAAUCAGUAUCACUUUAAAGACAUUUUUGGAUUUAUUUAUUAUUUGACAUGCAAGUAAAAUUAUAUAUAAAAUACAGAUAUUGAAUGUUA